GGCGGUGACGCACAGUGACGCAGCGGUGACGUCACGCGGGAGAGCCGCCAUGCUGUCCCGGCUGCUGCGGGAGCACCAGGCCCGGCAGAGCGAGCGGCGCGAGCUGCAGGAGCGGCGCCGUCGGGAAGCGAUCGCCGCCGCCACGCGGCUGACAGAGGCGCUGGUGGAUCAUCUGAACGUGGGUGUGGCUCAGGCCUACGUCAACCAACGCAAGCUGGACCAGGAGGUGAAGACGCUGCAGGCGCAGGCAGCGCAGUUUGCCAAGCAGACGGGGCAGUGGAUCACCAUGGUGGAGAACUUCAACCAAGCCCUCAAGGAGAUUGGCGACGUGGAGAACUGGGCGCGCAGCAUCGAGCUGGACAUGAGGACCAUUGCCACAGCCCUGGAGUACAUCUACAAGGGGCAGCUGCAACCUACCUGCUCCUGAGCCCCCCCAACACACCACGGAACACCCCCCCUCCCCUACCCACCCCCCCAGUGUGGAGCAUGGGGACCCACCCGAGCAGAAUAAAACCACAGUGAGGAGUGGCGUGGCCCCAGCUGCCCCCCCUAAGCCCCCUCAUCCUC
Phasianus colchicus (ring-necked pheasant) is the source of this 567-nucleotide messenger RNA. RefSeq names its product biogenesis of lysosomal organelles complex 1 subunit 1 (gene BLOC1S1). NCBI's taxonomy places the organism in Eukaryota, Metazoa, Chordata, Aves, Galliformes, Phasianidae. The record is from RefSeq and is a predicted model, not a curated record. Gene Ontology annotation, biological process: endosomal transport. Gene Ontology annotation, cellular component: BLOC-1 complex.